UACGGGAGAGUGAGACGGGGCCUGGCCGCGGUCGUACGGGCGUCUGGGCUACGCUCUUUUUCUCUCGGCCGGCGGCACGGUGCUUUCCGGCUGCCGUCAAGCGCAGCAGUGGGCCGGCGGGCGGGGGCCGAGGGGCUGCCAUGGCGGCGGCAGGCCGGCUGCUGGGCUCCUGGGUGUUGCUGGCGCCGCUGCUUGGGGGCCUCGCGCUGCUGGGAGUCGGGCCGGUCCCGGCGCGGGCACUGCACAACGUCACGGCCGAGCUCUUUGGGGCCGAGGCCUGGGGCACCCUGGCGGCCUUCGGAGACCUCAACUCUGACAAGCAGACGGACCUCUUCGUGCUGCGGGAAAGAAAUGAUUUAAUCGUCUUUUUGGCAGACCAGAACGCACCCUAUUUUAAACCCAAAGUAAAGGUAUCCUUGAAGAAUCACAGUACAUUGAUAACAAGUGUAGUCCCGGGGGAUUAUGAUGGAGAUUCACAAAUGGAUGUUCUUCUGACAUAUCUUCCCAAAAAUCACGCCAACGGUGAAUUAGGAGCUAUUAUCUUCUGGGGACAGAAUCAAACCUUAGAUCCUUGCAAUAUGACCAUACUCAAUAGGACUUUUCAGGAUGAACCAUUAAUUAUGGACUUCAAUGCCGAUUUAAUUCCUGAUAUAUUUGGUAUCACAAAUGAAUCCAACCAGCCACAAAUACUAUUAGGAGGGAAUUUAUCAUGGCAUCCUGCAUUGACCAUUAAAAGUAAAAUGCGGAUUCCACAUUCUCAUGCAUUCAUUGAUCUAACUGAAGAUUUUACAGCAGAUUUAUUCCUCACGACAUUGUCUGCCUCUAAUACCUUCCAGUUUGAGAUAUGGAAAAAUUUGGAUGGAAAUUUCUCUCUCAGUACUGUAUUUGAAAAACCUCAAAAUAUGAUGGUAGUUGGACAGUCAGCAUUUGCCGACUUUGAUGGAGAUGGAAACAUGGAUCACUUAUUGCCAGGCUGUGAAGAUAAAAACUGCCAGAAAAGUACCAUUUACUUAGCAAGAUCCAGAACAAAGCAGUGGGUUCCUGUCCUACAGGAUUUUAGCAAUAAGGGCACACUCUGGGGUUUUGUGCCAUUUGUGCAUGAACAACGACCAACUGAAAUACCAAUUCCAAUUACCCUUCAUAUUGGAGACUACAACAUGGAUGGUUAUCCAGAUGCUCUUGCCAUACUGAAGAAUACAUCUGCAAGCAAUCAGCAGGCCUUUUUACUGGAGAAUGUCCCUUGUAAUAAUGCAAGCUGUGAGGGGGCGCGUCGUAUGUUUAAAGUCUACUGGGAGCUGAUGGACCUAAACCAAAUCAGAGAUGCAGUGGUUGCCACCUUCUUUGAUAUUUACGAAGAUGGAAUCUUGGACAUUGUAGUACUAAGUAAAGGAUAUACAAAGAAUGAUUUUGCCAUCCAUACACUAAAAAAUAACUUUGAAGCAGAUGCUUAUUUUGUUAAAGUCAUUGUUCUUAGUGGUCUCUGUCCUAAUGAAUGUCCUCGUAAGAUAACAUUGAGCUAUCAUCAUUUUUGGCCUGACUGGAGUCAUCUGAGCCAUCCUUCAAAAAGCAACCAGAGGGCUUCCCUGGUGGCGCAGUGGUUGAGAGUCCACCUGCUGAUGCAGGGGAUGUGGGUUCGUGCCCCGGUUCGGGAAGAUCCCACAUGCCGCGGAUAGGCUGGGCCCGUGAGCCAUGGCCGCUGAGCCUGCGCGUCCUGAGCCUGUGCUCCGCAACAAACCACCAGCAUCAGUGCAUCUCCUGGGAACUUGUAAGAAAUGCACACUCCUAGGCCUCACCAAGAUCUACCAAAUAGGAACACCUUGGUAUGCAGCCAGUGAAUCUAUAAUUUAAUAAUCCCUCCAGGAGAUUCUGAUAUAUGCUAAAGUCUGAAAACCACAGCACUGGACUUUUAGAAAAGGGAUUACUGUAAGCUAACAACCUUGUCUUCUUACACAGCAAUUAUGUAUACUCAGAAGUGGAAUUUCAUCCAAACGUACAUUCUUGCAAAUAAAUUAUUCCUGUAGUUUUAGAAUCCUACAGUACACUAAAGAAAAUGAAUGUUAACUUGAUAAAUGUUUCUGUUUUGAUCAAAAUAAUUUUAUUCACUCGUAGUUCAACAUAAUUGAAAAUGAGAUAUCACUACCAAAAAAGACAUUAAUUUAUUUGGCCAAAGUAAAAAGAUAAUAGUGCAUACAUAUUGAGCACUUACUGUGUGCCAGGCACUGAUCUAAUUAUUUUACACAUAUUUACUCAAUCUUUACUUCAAUCCGAUGAGAUAGGUACUAUGAUUAUCCCUAAUUUAAGUAGAGGGAACUGAAAGUUAAAUAAUUUGCCCAAGGUUAUACAGAAAAUAAGUGGAAGAGGAAUAAUUUGAACCCAGAUUCUCUGACUCUAAAAACUACAUUCUUAGUUUCAAAAUUUGGAAAGCUAAUACCUAAAAUAUUCUCAUGACAUGAAAUAUUUGGAAUAACUCACAGGCCUUUAAAUUUUUGUUUUAAUCACCUCAAGCUGCCUUUACAAAAUACAAUCGGAAUUUAUUUUCUCACAGUUCUGGAAGCUGGAAGUCCAAGAUCACGAGAUCAGGGUGCUAGUAUGGUCAGGUUCUGUUGAAGGCCCUCUUCCUGGCUUGCUUCUUCUCACUGUGUGCUCACAUGGCCUGUCCUAGCUUUGUGCGCAGGGGGAGACAGAGAGAGAGAGCAAGUUCUCUGGUGUCUCUUCUUAUCAGGACACUAGUGCCAUCAUGAGGACCCUGCCCUCAUGACUCCAACCCUAACUACCUUCCACAUAUCAUCACAUUAGUGAUUGGAGCUUCAACGUAUUAAUUUUGGGGAGGCAUAAACAUUCAGUCUAUAAGAAUUAAGAAAAGUAUUUCAGAGAAGUAAGAAAGAAGUUAUGUGAAAUUUUCACAGAUGUGUUGUCGUUAUUGCUGAUUGAUAUUCCCAUAGUUUGCAUUCCCGGCAUAUUAGCUUUUCAGGUUUUCAUAAAGGAAUUCAAGGUAUGGGUAUAAAUACUUAAACUAGAGGAAUUAAUUGUUUCAGAAAUCCCUAAUCCUUUUAAAUUGAAAAUUCCUUAAUGAUACAAUCACUUCCCAAAUAAUAAAUUUAUAAAAAUUGAAAUUCUUUGGACCACCACUAAUAUAACCUAGGUAUGUGAAAGGUAUUAAAAGAUACAGCAAUACUCCUAGCAUCUCUACUGUAUUAGAAGAGAUACAAAGUAAAAGUUAUCCAAGUUUUUGCACUUGCUGAAGGUAUAACCCUAUUUACUACAUUUUGUACUAAACAUUCAUAUGGAGGUAAAUGGCACUAUUUAAGGGGGAAGAAAAAUCCUGAAACAUGUUUAAUGCUAUGACAUAAGGGUUAAGAAACCAAAACACACAGGCACAUGUACCAGUCAUAUCAUUUCCAUUGGGAAAGGCAGAGUAGGGAUUGAAUUACUCAUUAUGUACAUGAUACAGAGUACCAAUUCUCAAACUUCUUGUUCUGAAGACUCCAAAUAGUUUUUCUUAAGCGAGUUUUGUUUAUCAGUAUUACUCUAUUUGAAAUAAAAACUGAAACAACUUUAAAUGUUUUUAUUAAAUCAUUUUAAAACAAUAGACCCAUUACAUGUUGACCUAAAAUAAAGUUAUUUUUAUGGAAAAAUAACUAUUUUCCAAAAUACAAAAUGAGUGAAGAGUAACAUUCCUUUGUAUUUUUUUCAAAUCUCCUUAGUACCUGUCAUUAAAAAAAAAAAAAAAAAAUUCUCAUAUCUCCUUUUGCAUUGUUUAUUAUUCUUUUGGUUGAAAUAUUAAAAAAAAAAUUUAGCCUUACACAGCUGUAUAGUAGAAAAAGAGAAUAUUUCAUAUCCUGUUCAGAUAACUGAUAGUAUACCAAAACUCAACAGUGGCAGUUACUUAAAGGUUAGUUGUAAUGUGGAAUUUGAAACUAUAUCAGUGAACAUUUCCAACUCUGUCACAUUACCCAUUGGUUAUUUAGAAGCCUGUUGUUUAAUUUCCACACAUUUGUGAAUUUCUCAAAUUUCUUUCUGUUGUUGGUUUCUAAUUUAAUUCCAUUGUCAUCAGAAAACAUACUUUGUACAAUUUCAGUACUUUUACAUUUAUUAGGACUUGUUUUAUGGUCUCGUAUAUGGUUCCCCUUAGAGAAUGUUUCAUGUGUGCUUGAGAAGAUGUAUUCUACUAAAGUUAGGUACAGUGUUCUAUACAUGUCUACUAGAUCUAGUUGAUUUCUAGUGCUGUUCAAGUCUUCUUUUUCCUUGUUGAUCUUGUGCUUCAUUGGUCUAUCCAUUAAUGACACUGCUGUAUUUUUAAUAAUUAUAAUAGUAUCCAACAACCAUUAUUGUUGAAUUACCUGUUUCACCCAUCAAUUCCUUAUGUAUUUCAGGCCUGUGUUAUUAGGUGUAUUUAUGUUUAUAAUUGUUAUGUGUUCUUGAUAGAUUGAUGAAACUGUCCUUUUUCAUCUCUACUAACAUUUUUAUCUUAAAGUCUGUUUGUGUCUAUUAUUAGUAUGGCUACUCCAGCUCUCAUUUGGUUACUAUUUCCAUGGUAUAUCUUUUCCAUGCUCUUACUUUCAACCUAUUUGUUGUUUUUGAGUUUAAAGUGUCUUUUAUAGACAGCAUACACUUGGAUCAUGUUCUUCUAUCUAUUCUGCUAAUCUCUGCCUUUUGGUAGCACUAUUUAAUCCAUUUACAUUUAAUAUAAUUACUAAUUAGGUAGAUUUAUCUCUGCCAUUUUGCUAUUUUGUUCCUUAUAUGUCUUAUGUCUUUUUUCUUCCUCUGUUCCACCAUUACUGCUCUCUUUUGUAUUAUAUAUUUUCUAGAAUUUGAUUUUAAUUCCCUUGUUUUUUGUACUCUAUAUUUGAAAUUAUUUUUUUAGUGUUUCCUCUCAGAAUUACAGUUUCCAUUGUAACUUAGAAAACAAUAUACUCCAUAUUAAUACCAACUUAGUUUCAGUAGCAUAAACAGACUUUGCUCCAAUAUGCCUCAGUUUACUCCCCCCUCCUUUGUGCUUGUAUUUUCAUACAUGUUACAUCUUCAUGCAUUGUGAGCCCAACAACAUGGUUUUUUCAUUAUUACUUUAUGCAGUAAUGUUUUAAAUUAGAUAGGAGAAAAGAGCUACAAACAAACAUACAUUUAUAGCAUCUAGUAAAUUUACCUAUAGUUACCUUUACUGAUACUUUUUAUUUAUUUCUGUGGAUUUGAGUUCCUGUCUACUUUCAGUUCAGCCAGAAGAACUCCCUUAGUAUUUCCUGUUAGUUAGGUGUGUUAAUAAUAAAUUUUCUCAGUUUUUUUCUCACAAUGUGUUAAUUUUCCCUUCAUUCUUCAAGGAUAAUUUUGCUACCUUUUAGAUUUCUUGGUUGACUGUCUUUUCCUUUCAACACUUUAAAUAUUCAUCUUACUGUCUUCUGGACUCCUGGGUUUCUGAUGAGAAAUCAGCUUUAAUCUUAUUCAGGUUCCCUUGUACAUAACAAGUUGCUUAUCUCUUGUUGCAUUUAAAAUUCUCUCUUUGGCUUUCAGCAGUUUGACUAUGAUGUACCUUGGUGUGGAUCUCUUCAAGUUUAUCCUACUUGGUGUUCAUUGAGCUUUUAGAUGUGCAGUUUCAUGUAUUUAAUUAAAUUUGGGCAGUUUCAGACAUUUUCACAUCACAUAUUCUUUCUGCCUCUCCUCCCCUCCUUUCCUCUGGGACUCCUAUUAUUGUUGAUAUUCUUGAUGGUGCCCCACAGGUCUCUGAGGCACUGUUCAUUUUCUUUAUGUUUCUCAUUUUACUUUCCGUUUCUCACACUGGAUAAUCUGAAUUGACAUAUCUUCAAUUUUAUUGAUUCCUUCUUUUGCUAAUUUAAAUCUAUUGAGCCUCUCUAGUGAAUUUUUUUAUUUCAGUUAUUGUACACUAGAAUUAGUGUGGGAUUUUUUGUGUGUAUGACUUAUAUCUCUUUAUUGAUACUCUAUUUUGGUGAGAUAUUGUUCUCAUAAUUUCCUUAAAUUCUUUACAUGAUUUCCUUUACUUUCUUUGAACAUAUUUAUAAUAGCUGAUUUAAAGUCUCUACCUAGUAAGUCAAACAUCUGUGCUUCCUUGGGGGAAAUUUCUAUUGACAGCUUUUUUUCCCCUUUGUAUGAAACAUACUUUCCUGUUUGUGUGUCUCAUAAUUUUUUGUUGUUGAAAACUGGACAUUAUAAAUAAUGUGUUCACCCUGAAAAUCCCCCCCUUAAGUUUGUUGUUAUUGCUGCUGUUUGUCCAGUGAGUUUCCUGGAUUAUUACUAUGAAGUCUUUAUUCUUUAUUGUAUAUAACCAUGAAAUCCUUAUUCAGUAAGUUUUAAUUGUCAGCUGUGAGUGGACACAGUUUUUCUUAAAUAAAGGAUUGAGAGAUUAGGGCCUUCUCAGUUCUUUUGUCUGAAAACAGGUUACACACAUGUGUGGACUUCUAGAUUCCCAGAAAUAUAUCAGAGGUUUUCAAAGUCCCCUUUGAACAUCUCAUUCACAUUCCAGGAAUAUGUCGGAGCUUUUCAAAGUCCCCUUUGAACAUCUCAUUCACAUUUUUCCUUUUAAGAUUUGAUCAACCGCUUAUUAGCCCAAAUUGAUAUCACUGUCUCAGGCAGCAUCAAUAAAAACAAUUGCUAAUGAUUGUUUUUAAUAAACUUCCAGUUUGAUAGAGCUGUUCACACUGAGCAAGCUCUCAGUCUGGCCAAAUAAAGACAAAUAUUGAGACUGUAGCUUUUCAGGGAACUGCCAGACAAGUCAAAUAGUGAUAAUUCUCUGAGGAUGGAACAUUAGGGAGAUCCGCCCCUCCCUUUGCUGCUAAGCUGUUCAUUUUCAAAGCUCCCUUAGUAGCAAAGCUAUUGGUCUUCAGGACUACUUCAGAGCUGGGGAGGGGUUAUGGGAAUAAGGCAGAUUAAAAAACAAUAAACACUGUUUUACUGAGAUUCAGUCGUUUUUCUUAGAUACUCCUUGAUUCUUGCAAAAAAAAAUUUAACAAUUUUUGACAGUGUUCUUAUUUCUUUUAUGUAGACUUUUUUUGGUCCUUACUAGAUCUAGAAGUGAUUCUCCCCUACUCUAUUACUUCAAAAUCCAUUGGUCUGUCUUGUACUUUAAAUGAUCUUUCAUGUAUGCAUGGUUUUGUAACAUCAUGCAUUGGCCAUUUGGAAAAUAUUGGUUUACUGAGGUAUGCAUAUCUUCCCAAUUUUAACACGUUUCAUCACAUACUAUUUUAAAAUCACAUUUGUUAAUAUCACUGCUGAUCCCAUAAGUAAAGUUUUUAGGUUUUAAUGUGUCAGGCUCAUGGUGGUGGAUACAAGGCUUCCAAAACUCAAAUUUCAUUUAUAAGCUCAAAUUUUAUCAGUAGCAACAAAUACUAUCAAUUAUCGUCCCAAAAGUGACAUUCAGUUUGUCAUUUUCAAGAGAAUGUUGGCUAAUACCCAAGUCUGAAUAACCAUAGUUUAGUGCCACUGCUAAUUACCAACCCUUUUACCAAUGGGAUUUUUGGACUCCAGGGGUCUUUGCACCACAUUUUGAGAGAACCACUUUGUAGAGGAAUCAAGUCUGGAUUUCUGGACCUUGUCUUUUAAUAUCAGAAUGACUGGUGCAUGGUGAGUCAGCUUUAGGACUCAUAACAGACACUUGCUUACCUGAUGUUUUUAAUUGACUAUAGGACAAAAGAGAAAAGCCUAUAUACAUCUGUAAAAUAAGAUACUAUGAAUAGGAGUAUGAAAUUUUCCAAAUGUGAAUUAGAAAAAAAUAUUCAAGAAUAUAAUUGGGAAGGUUCACAAAAAACAAUACUUAUAGCCCAAGAUACCAAUCUUCCAGUACAUAGACUAGACUAUGGGUAAUAAAAUAAAUUUGAGGUUAUAACACUCUGAUAAAUAUAGCCUCAUAAGUAUUAUCUUCAAGCCUCAUUGCAAUGAGACAGGUUUAAAGUGUUAAAAGGCAUACCCUAUUACAAAGAAGCAAACCUAGGAGAGAUGAAAUAAUUUAUGUUAAGAAGUGUAUACCACAUUAGCAAUGUUUGUUGCUAAGCAUGUGAAGCAACUUACAGCUGGUGGGAGUAUAAACUGGUAAUACCACCUCAGUAAGAAAAAGAAUAGGCACUACCUGGUACAGUUGAAGAUACAUAUAUCAUAUGACUUUACAGUUCUGCCUCUGGGUACAUAACCCCUGAUAAAUGUUUGCACUUGUACAUCAGGUGACAUACAUAAGAAUGCAGUGUUUAUCAUGGCAAAAAAAUAAAUGGGAACAAGCGUUGAUCAACAAAAGAAUGAAAAAUAUUUAUGCUAUAAUCAUACAGUGGAAUACUUUACAGCCGUGAAAGUGAACUACAGCUACUCAUCCUUAAUCAUGGAUGAGUCUCAAAUUAAUGUAUUUUUUAAAAAGUCACAGAAGGAUACAUAUAGUAUUAUUCCAUUUACAUAAAAACUUAAAAUAGGCAUAACCAAAUAUAUUUUAACAUUUAUGUAUAUGAUAAAACUUAUAAAGAAAAAAGUAAUAAUUGCAUGAAGAAGAUAGUUGAAUAGAAGUUAAACUAUGAAGUUGACUGUGAUUUGCUUUAAAACUGCAUAUAUAUGCAGGAAUCAAGAUAGCAGAGUAGAACUUGGAGCUCACCUGUCCCCACAAACACAUCAAAAUUACAUCUACCUGUGGAACAAUUCCCACAGGAAACUAACUGGAAACUAGCAGAAGAACUCCUAGAAAACCAAAGCUGCAAGAAAGAUCUCCGUGGAACCGGGUAGGAUGGGAAAAAAAAAGGCAUUGGGUUGGGACCUGCACCCCUGGGAGGGAUCUGUAAGGAAGAGAAGGUCCACACAGGCCGACCCUUGCCCUGAGGAGCAAGCUAGUUGAGCCACAAUCUCGGCAUUCCAGUCCUGGGGUCCUGCAUGGAGGAGACAAACCCCCUUGCCUGCUGGGAAGUCUGCUGAGAUGGACAAAAGGGCUGGAGAAGCCUAGACUCUACUCAUAAGGAGUGCACAUGUGCUGGCUUGCCAACUAUCAGGGCAGAGAGAGCCUUGCACUGGUGGCUGCCACCUUGCUGCCCUUUCCAACUGAAAGGGGCAAA
This is a messenger RNA of Orcinus orca (killer whale), 9029 nucleotides long. RefSeq names its product integrin alpha FG-GAP repeat containing 1 (gene ITFG1). The record is from RefSeq and is a predicted model, not a curated record. Gene Ontology annotation, cellular component: plasma membrane. Lineage: Eukaryota; Metazoa; Chordata; Mammalia; Artiodactyla; Delphinidae. Bases 141 to 1673 code for a protein of 510 amino acids. The transcript is spliced from 14 exons.